AUGGAUUUUUCGCGUCCGAGUUUGGUUCGUGGUGGUAUGAGUCACUGCUUGCCUUCUCGGUUCACCAGAUUUUGGGAUAAUUAUUAUUCUAAUCCACUGAGGAGGAAUGUCUCUCUAAGUGCUACUUUGACUUUGAAUACUCCUCCUUCAAGAGUUUUUAGUUCAAAGCCAACUCGACUAGUCUCCUUUGGAUUUAGGUCACAUUCUCUAGCUGAUGCUCGCAAUGUUGAAGCUAAUGUUCACAGUGAAGGAAACGAAUCUGACAGCUUGGAGGAACUCAGGGAGUUACUUCACAAGGCUACCGAAGAACUGGAAGUUGCCAGGCUCAAUAGUACCAUGUUCGACGAUAAGGCUCAGAGGAUUUCUGAAACUGCAAUAUCACUAAAGGAUCAAGCCGCUAGUGUUUGGCUUCAGGUUAACAAUACUCUUGAUCUCAUCCGAGAUACUGUUGAUGAGGAAUCUCUUGCUAAAGAAGCUCUUCAUAAGGCUACUAUGGCCUUAUCUCUCGCUCAGGCUAGGCUUCGUGUUGUAGAGGAAUCUCUUGAAACUAAUGGUUCUCCAGAGGCUGAGAAAACAGAUCUUCUUAAAGACAAGGAGGAAGCCCUUUUAGCUGCCAAGGAUGACAUCAAAGAAUGCCAACUCAACUUAGCAAAUUCUGAAGCUCAACUGAGUGGUUUGCAGAGCAAAAAAGAAGAGCUGCAGAAGGAAGUCGACAAGUUGAAUGACUUCGCUGAGACCAUACAGAUCAAUGCCUUGAAAGCAGAAGAGGACGUUGCUAAUAUCAUGAAAUUGGCUGAACAAGCUGUCGCUUUUGAGCUUGAGGCUACUCAACGCGUUAAUGAUGCAGAGAUUGCUUUGCAUAGAGCUGAGAAGUCUCUCUCCAUCUCGCCGACCCCAGAAGAAGCUCAAGGCCAACUCCCGGAUGAAGAAACUCCCCUCCACGAUGAGGUGCUACUCUCAAGUAAUAUCCAAAGUGGUAGCCAUGAGGCUGAAAGAGAUACACAAAUACAUGAAGAUCUCUCAGCGCUACAGAACACAGCUGAUCAUUUGCCUGAUAAUGUUGGUCAGAAGGCUCAAAAGCUAACGCAGUCUUAUGAUUCAAACGGUCAUGAGAAUGGAAAGCCAAGUGUUGAGUCUUCCGAAGUGUUGGCAUCAGAUUCUGAAAAGUCAAAGAUUCUGAAGAAGCAAGAAACACAGAAAGAUCUCCCAAAAGAGGGUUCUUCUCUUAAUGCAUCCAAGGCAUCGUUUAAUAAAUCCUCUCGUUUCUUUUCUGCAUCUUUCUUCUCUUCCAAUUCAGAUGGGAAGACGACUGUGUUUGCGAGUCUGGUUGAUUCUGUCAGACAGCAAUGGCCCAAGCUAGUUCUUGGGGUUGCACUACUCGGAGCAGGACUGACAUUAUACUCCAACGGAGUAGGCGGGAACAAUCAGCUGCUUCAACAGCCAGAUGUUAUCAGCACUAGUACAGAAGAUGUCUCUUCCAACAAGAAACCAUUGAUCCGGCAAGUGCAGAAACUUCCCAAGAGAAUUAAGAAAUUGCUUGAAAUGAUCCCUCACCAGGAGGUCAAUGAGGAAGAGGCUUCGCUUCUUGAUUUUUUGUUCUUACUGCUGGCAAGCGUCAUAUUCGUGCCUCUAUUUCAGAAAAUUCCUGGAGGCAGUCCUGUUCUUGGGUAUUUGGCAGCUGGAAUUCUGAUUGGUCCUUAUGGUAUUUCGAUAAUCCGUAAUGUGCAUGCAACCAAGGCCAUUGCAGAAUUUGGAGUCGUUUUCUUGCUUUUCAACAUUGGCCUUGAGCUAUCUGUUGAAAGACUGAGUUCCAUGAAGAAGUAUGUUUUUGGAUUAGGCUCCGCUCAGGUUCUGGUGACAGCAGCAGUAGUUGGAUUGAUUGCCCAUUAUGUUACUGGUCAGGCUGGUCCAGCGGCAAUAGUUAUCGGAAACGGCCUGGCACUGUCCUCCACUGCUGUUGUCCUUCAGGUUCUACAAGAACGGGGUGAGAGCACAUCUAGACAUGGACGAGCUACAUUUUCCGUCUUGCUUUUCCAGGAUCUAGCUGUAGUUGUUUUACUGAUUCUCAUCCCGCUUAUUUCACCUAAUUCAUCCAAAGGAGGGAUUGGGUUUCAAGCCAUUGCUGAAGCGCUUGGACUUGCUGCAGUCAAAGCUGCAGUUGCUAUUACUGCCAUAAUUGCUGGUGGCCGUCUUUUUCUUCGACCAAUCUACAAGCAAGUUGCAGAAAAUCGAAACGCAGAGAUAUUCUCUGCUAAUACACUGCUUGUUAUUCUUGGGACUAGUUUACUGACAGCUAGGGCUGGACUUUCCAUGGCAUUAGGAGCGUUUUUGGCGGGUUUACUCCUUGCGGAGACAGAAUUUUCCUUGCAAGUGGAAUCAGAUAUUGCUCCAUAUCGUGGUCUCCUGCUGGGGCUCUUCUUCAUGACGGUUGGCAUGUCUAUAGAUCCGAAACUUCUUCUUUCUAAUUUCCCUGUCGUAUUGGGGACUUUGGGGGUCCUGAUAGUGGGAAAGACUAUAUUAGUCGUGAUCAUGGGCAAAUUAUUCGGAAUUUCAAUCAUAUCUGCAAUUAGAGCCGGACUUCUUCUUGCCCCAGGCGGAGAGUUUGCAUUUGUUGCUUUUGGAGAAGCUGUCAAUCAGGGUAUAAUGUCUCCUCAGUUGUCUUCGUUACUGUUUCUUGUGGUGGGAAUAUCAAUGGCUAUCACACCUUGGUUAGCUGCUGGUGGCCAGUUAAUUGCAUCCCGGUUUGAGUUGCAUGAUGUUCGAAGUUUAUUGCCGGUUGAAAGUGAGACGGAUGAUUUGCAAGACCACAUAAUUAUUUGCGGAUUUGGACGAGUUGGUCAGAUAAUUGCUCAGCUUCUUUCAGAAAGACUUAUCCCAUUCGUUGCCCUAGAUGUUAGCAGUGAUAGAGUGACUAUCGCCCGUUCCAUGGAUCUUCCUGUUUAUUUUGGAGAUGCUGGUAGUAGAGAGGUUCUCCACAAAAUUGGAGCUGAGAGAGCAUGUGCUGCUGUGGUUGCUUUAGACGCACCAGGAACAAAUUACAGAUGUGUGUGGGCUCUGAGCAAGUACUACCCCAACGUGAAGACAUUUGUUCGUGCACACGACGUUGUUCAUGGUCUUAAUCUUGAAAAAGCUGGUGCUACUGCAGUUGUACCAGAGACUCUGGAGCCAAGUCUACAGUUGGCAGCUGCUGUUCUUGCUCAGGCCAAACUACCGACAUCAGAAAUAGUAAACACGAUCAACGAGUUCAGAACCCGUCACCUGUCUGAACUAACGGAGCUAAGUGAAGCAAGCGGAAGCUCUCUGGGGUACGGCUUUUCGAGGACGACGAGUAAGCCAAAAGCUCAAGAGUCGGAUGCAUCUGAGGAGAACCAGAUCAUGGAAGGAGGUGGUACACUCGCAAUCUGAGGGGCCGUUUCUUCAUUCUAGCAGGAACAAGGAGCUUAGGCAUUCUUGUGGUGGCCAUUUCUUUUGCCUGGUAGUUUCUUACUUUGAUGGAAAAAGUUGAAACAGUCUCCUUUGAACAGAUUAGUUUAUGUAAUUAAAGAGUAAAUAUUUACUCCAUCCAUCUCAUUUGGGAGUUUUAAGUCUCUGUUCUCAGAAGAACAAAACCAUAUUCUUGCAGGGGGAAAAGCAAGGAAUGUUUUUCCAUGUGUUGUAAUACGUGCCGAGACUUUCUUUUGACACUUCAACACAGCAAUAUGGUUCCCAC
This is a messenger RNA of Brassica rapa (field mustard), 3709 nucleotides long. RefSeq names its product K(+) efflux antiporter 1, chloroplastic. NCBI's taxonomy places the organism in Eukaryota, Viridiplantae, Streptophyta, Magnoliopsida, Brassicales, Brassicaceae. The record is from RefSeq and is a predicted model, not a curated record. Gene Ontology annotation, molecular function: potassium:proton antiporter activity. Gene Ontology annotation, biological process: potassium ion transport; proton transmembrane transport. Gene Ontology annotation, cellular component: chloroplast; membrane.